This is a messenger RNA of Leopardus geoffroyi (Geoffroy's cat), 3051 nucleotides long. RefSeq names its product RCC1 like (gene RCC1L). NCBI's taxonomy places the organism in Eukaryota, Metazoa, Chordata, Mammalia, Carnivora, Felidae. Bases 855 to 2246 code for a protein of 463 amino acids. The record is from RefSeq and is a predicted model, not a curated record. The transcript has 11 exons.
UUUUUUUUUUAAACCUUCCUAUAGAGGUGUGAUCCAGAGAAAAGGACACAACUUGCUAAAGAUACCUAUCAGGUCAGUAGCAGAGCCAGGACUAGACCCACGUCCCCAGGUUCCUUCACGGAACUUCUGAGGAGGUGCCGGAUCUUAGCAGGAGUCUGCCAGACAUCUGCAGGGAAGAGGGCGGCGGGAAGAACAUUCGAGGCACUCUGUGCAAACCAGGGAGGCCUGAAGCGGCCCUGGGAUUCGGAAAUUACAAGUAAAGCUACCUGACUCCAGUGGCGUGCGGGGCUGUGGGGCGAGUUGAGCUGGGGAAGAGGAAGCACUCUGGAAGGCGGCAGGGUCAGGGUCGGCGGCAGGGUCAGGGUCAGCGCCCGCGCCCGUAAGAACUGCACUCUAGCGCGCUCUGGCUGGAGCACGACUGAUUGUCCUGGAAGCGGACGGGAAGGCUGCGACAAGGCAGGAAAACAGGGACAAGGGGAGACCACUACAAGGGAGUCGCGCAGAGCGGGCCACCCCUAAGUUUUACCUCUGCUAAUCGACAAGCAACAAAGGCCUUCCGCUCCUGCCGGAGCUCAAUAACGAGGCGUUCGACCGGCUGCGCAGCUCGGAGACCCGCCGCGCUCAGGAGAGCAGAUCAGUGACCAAACUCCCAGCCCGGCACUCCGCCCACUUAGGCCCGCCGCUCCCCGGUUCCGCCCCGCCCCGCCCCCCGCCUCCCUUUAGCCAAUGGCAGCCCUCGGCGCCUUUGCCUUCAGCCAGUAGUCGACGUGGCCUCGGACUCUGACGUCACGGAGUGGGGCCAAGGGUCACGCAAGAUGGCGGCGCCCAGGAGGCGCUGAGGCGUGGAGCUGAGAAUGGGGCUGGCGGCGCUGGCCGCCAGGGUUCGGCUGGGGUGGCGGCUUAGCGGGUCGGGACCGGAGCUGAGGCCGGGGCGAGGGCAUUGGACGGCGGCCGGGCGCUCGCGGAGCCCGCGCGAGGCAGACACGCCCGUGUUCCAAUAUGUGGGCGAGCGCGCGGCCCGUGCCGACCGCAUCUUCGUGUGGGGCUUCAGCUUCUCGGGGGCGCUGGGCGUGCCCACCUUCGUGCUGCCCGGCGCCGGGCCCGAGCCUCGCGCCGGCUCGCGGCCGCGACGCAGGAUCCAACCUGUGCCCUACCGCCUGGAGCUGGACCAGAAGAUUUCAUCUGCUGCCUGUGGCUAUGGAUUCACAUUGCUGUCCUCUAAAACCAAGGAUGUUACGAAAGUCUGGGGCAUGGGACUCAACAAAGAUUCCCAGCUUGGGUUUCACAGGAGCCGCAAGGAUACUACCAGGGGAUACGAGUAUGUGCUGGAGCCCUCGCCUGUGCCGCUGCCUCUGGACAGACCCCAGGACACGCAGGUGCUGCAGGUCUCGUGCGGCAGAGCCCAUUCCCUCAUCCUCACAGACCGCGAAGGAGUCUUCAGCAUGGGAAACAAUUCUUACGGGCAGUGUGGAAGAAACGUGGUCGAAGAUGAAAUUUACAGCGAAAGUCACAGAGUCACUAGACUGCAGGACUUCGAAGGUCAGGUGGUUCAGGUCGUCUGUGGCCAGGACCAUAGCCUGUUCCUAACAGAUAAAGGAGAGGUGUACUCGUGUGGCUGGGGUGCCGACGGGCAAACAGGUCUGGGUCACUACAAUAUCACCAGCGUACCCACCAAGCUGGGCGGAGACCUGGCCGGGGUGCACGUCGUCCAGCUUGCCACCUACGGUGACUGCUGCCUGGCCGUGUCUGCUGAGGGUGGCCUCUUCGGUUGGGGAAACUCCGAGUACCUGCAGCUGGCCUCUGUCACGGACUCCACGCAGGUGAACGUGCCCCGGUGCUUGCCCUUCUCAGGAGUGGGCAGGGUGAAGCAGGCCGCAUGCGGUGGCACAGGCUGUGCGGUGUUAAAUGGAGAAGGACAUGUUUUUGUCUGGGGCUACGGAAUUCUUGGGAAAGGACCAAACCUCGUGGAAACUGCAUUUCCAGAAAUGAUUCCACCCACCCUCUUUGGCCUGACGGAGUUCAACCCAGAAGUCCAAGUCUCCCUCAUCCGAUGCGGCCUCAGCCACUUUGCUGCCCUUACCAACAGAGGAGAGCUGUUUGUGUGGGGCAAGAACAUCCGAGGGUGCCUGGGCAUCGGUCGCCUGGAAGACCAGUAUUUCCCGUGGAGGGUGACGAUGCCCGGGGAGCCCGUGGAUGUGGCGUGUGGUGUGGAUCACAUGGUGACUCUGGCCAAGUCGUUCAUCUGAUGCUGCUUCCUGACCGGCUCGAGCCCGGACCUGGCCCCAGAGCCACUUGGACUGCUCAGCAGGGGGUCAGAGGGGAUCGGGGCCCUUCGUGGAGGGUGACACGCUCUCCCGGUGCCCUUAGCAGGAAUGUACUGGAAGAAGUCCCACGAUUCAGUCCCUCUGGCUGCGGGUGAGACCUGCCACGUUCACCAGGCCGCGCGGCCCUGGCAGGGCGAGGGUAAUCCACACGUCUCCGCUCUUUCCGGGGAACACACGACGGCUCCCGGGGUCAUCUCUGGCCGGAGAGGCGGGUCCGAGGAAAGCUUAGCUCCACGGCAUGUUUGAUCGUAAAGGGGGACCUGGGCCCCGGGAGGGCUUCUGUGACCCUCUGACCACGGCCGAGCUCACGGAUGGCAUGUGGACCCCAGCGUGAGCCCCGGCCUGACCGAGGGAGUCGGGCUGUGGCUUCAGCCAGUCACCCGGCUCUGCUGCCCCGCGGCUGGCUCGCGCUGGGACACGAGCUGCAGUCCCUUACGAGUACCGGUGGGCCCCAGGCGGCACGCACGGCCCACGGCCGUCAGGAGCCUCCUAACCAUUCUCCCCGCCUGGCUGGGGAAAGCUGAGGAGCCCCCGCAGGAGGAAGAGCGAGGCCCGAUUCUUGGGGCACUGAACACGCCCCGCCCGCGGAAGCCUGGCUGGAGGGCCAGCCCCGGGGAAGAGGCUCAGAAAGUGUGGAAAACAUUUGAGGAGUAACAUAACCUGUCCUCUUGCUUAAAACUUCUUUUAGAACUCUCUUUUGCAAUAAAGCCUAUUUUCUGUCUUUUUA